AAUCACAUUCUACUCCACCACAUCUCACCUAUAGUAAGGGGCAGUUGUAAUUGAUCAGCCUUAAUGACCAGAAACCCUCCAGUGGAAGAGUACGAGAUGACUGACAACCUCUUGAGUGCAGACAUCUCGGGGUCUGCGUCAGUCGAUACUCCUACUGGCCCUGAGGCUGAAUCUGAUUCAGACCAAGACAGUGUCACAUCCACGAUCUUUGAUCAAUUGGCAUCCACCAGCGACGAAACUGACUUCCACAACGACGAGGUGUUCCAAACAGUGUUACAGCAGUACAAGGGGGUUACUAAAAGUCCAAAAAUGUGUCUAAUAAUAUCUGGUAUUGGAUUUCUUGUGUGGGUAGUAUCUCUUAUUGUGUACGCCAACGUUAGCGUCAGCGACAUUACUUCCAAGUGGAAGUGGCAGACAACCGUCCAAAUGAGCGGCUUCAAUGUCACCCUAAGUCCGUACAGCCCCCAGCGGAAAAACCUUACCAUGACAAGUAUGAGAAAUGGAGAUGUGUUGCCAACGUUCAAAUAUGUUCGAUGGUUGAACAGAGACCAAUAUCCCACCUCCAAGUCCGGGGCCGGCUACUUCAUGACAAGAGGUCCCAAAGGGAGCUACGUGCUCCAGAACCAGAAGACGGCCGAAACCGAUAUGUUCAUUGAAAACAUCCAGUUUGCCUAUGAGAAUAACUUCUUCUACGUUGAAGAUGUGAUUCUAAAUCCUGCCAGACCCAUCAAUGAUCCGCUGGCCUAUCAUGUGUUAGUGACCGACUCGGUUCGCCAAUGGAGGCACCUGUCGUUUGCGCUAUACUGGCUUUACCGACCUGCUACCGAUGAGUAUAUUCCCAUUCAGCCUGCGAAUCUUGUGCAAUCCCGUUCGCUAAUAAAACUACACUUUGUAGAGUUCAGUCCCGAUGGACAGAAGGUCUUGUUUGGUGUCAACCAUGACCUUUAUGUGUAUACCUUGGAGACCAAGGAAAUCACAACCAUAACCAAUGAUGGUUCUCCAGAUAUCUUCAAUGGGAAGCCCGACUGGGUAUAUGAGGAGGAGAUUCUAAGCUCAGACAGAUCCGUCUGGUGGUCUCCAGAUAGUGAAAACAUUGUGUACUCAUGUAUCAACAAUACGGGUGUUUUUGAGUAUGAAAUCGAUUAUUAUGUUAAAGAUGCAAAUGACAUUGGAAUGACUUAUAGCCUUGAAUCCGAGCACAAACUUAACGGGGUAAGCCAGUACCCUAUCAAGAAGAACUAUAAGUACCCCAAACCAGGAACGACAAACCCUGUGUUAGGCCUCAAAAACUUCAAUUUCAAACUGCAGAAGCACACAAUUCUUAAACCUCGAUCGCAGUGGUCAGACUUUAUUCUUUAUGAUGCUCUGUGGAUCGAUAAUGAUCACUUCCUCGUUAAGAUCUCCGACCGAACCAGCUCAAUACAAUCCAAACAGGUUUUGACAAUCUCCACCAAUAAGUUCAAGGAAAUAGAUGAGGUCGAUGCGGCAAUUGGAUUUGGAGGCUGGUACGACAAGUAUUCUACCAUUGUUCCUGUCAACGGUGGAUACCUUGACAAAAUCGUCCACAAAAACAGGACCCACUUGGCGUUCUAUGAGACUCCCUUGGCCAGAGCUCCAAGAAUGCUCACAUCUUCUUCUACCUGGGAUGUACUUGAUCUGGCACCCGUGGUAUAUAACGCCAACGAACAGCAGGUUUACACUUUGGCCAACAUUAAAGGAUCAAUGGACGUGCAUUUAAUCGGUGUGACAUUAGACUCCAAAGUGGAGUUCGUGCUUGGUAACGACAAAGAAGGAAAAUAUUCCUUCACUAGCGAUAGGGAUGGCCAAUAUAUUCUAUUGGAGUAUGGGGGUCCCGAAAUACCGUACCAGAAGAUCAUAAGCACGGGAGACCUCAACGUACAUGACAACAUGAACGACUACUUAUCAGAGGUGAAGAUGGUGAGUUUUUAUGACGACACCAAAAAAGCCGUUGAUCUGUACAACUUGCCAACCAAGGUCUUCAGGACCAUUCAAGUGAACCAUGUACCUAUUAAUGUCUUGGAGAUCCUUCCCCCCAACUUCAACCCUAAGAGAAAAUACCCAUUAUUAGUUAACGCAUAUGGAGGACCCGGGUCCCAAUCUGUCACCAAGAACUAUGAGGUUGGCUUUGAAGAAGUGGUGAGCUGCCAGCUAGACGCUAUUGUGUUGAAGAUUGAUCCAAGAGGAACAGACGGAUAUGGCUGGGAAACCAAGACUUAUGGAUUGAAGCAUAUUGGACAUUGGGAGCCUAAAGAUAUUAUUACUCUUACCUCGGAGUAUAUCCACAAGAACAAAUUGGCAAUUGACAAAGAAGCGGUUGCAAUUUGGGGAUGGUCAUACGGAGGGUUUACUACGUUGAAGACCCUUGAAACCGACAAGGGCAAGACGUUUAAGUAUGGGAUGGCUGUUGCUCCCGUUACUAACUUCCUCUUCUACAACUCAUUUUAUACCGAAAGGUAUAUGAAGUCACCCAAAGACAAUCAAAACUACUUGACUGAAUCAUUGAUAUCAGACUAUUCUGCUUUCAAAUCACUCAACAGGUUUUUAAUCAUGCAUGGUACAGCCGACGAUAAUGUCCAUAUUCAGAACCUGCUUUGGCUUCUAGACAAGUUUAACUCCAACGGAACAGAAAACUACGAUGUUCAUUUCUUCACUGAUAAUGACCACGGAAUUAGCUUUCAUAAUUCAGAUGUCAUCGUGUACGAUAAGCUCUUUCAUUGGGUACAAGAUGCAUUUUCGGGUAAGUUCAUAGAUUUUGUGUAAAUAGGUGAUGGGGGUUUUGUAUAAAUAUAUUAAAGGUUUUAAUCUAUCCAAGAGUAUUAUCUGAGCGUGUGAAAGAAGCUGAUUAUUUCAGUUUGUUC
Messenger RNA from Yamadazyma tenuis ATCC 10573, 2879 nucleotides. It is a transcript of the gene STE13, whose product is annotated as Ste13p. Gene Ontology annotation, cellular component: plasma membrane. Gene Ontology annotation, biological process: proteolysis. Gene Ontology annotation, molecular function: dipeptidyl-peptidase activity; serine-type peptidase activity. NCBI's taxonomy places the organism in Eukaryota, Fungi, Ascomycota, Pichiomycetes, Serinales, Debaryomycetaceae. The record is from RefSeq and is a predicted model, not a curated record.